Rhipicephalus sanguineus (brown dog tick) is the source of this 633-nucleotide messenger RNA. RefSeq lists its product as uncharacterized. The coding region runs from base 77 to 610 and encodes 177 amino acids. The transcript has 2 exons. Lineage: Eukaryota; Metazoa; Arthropoda; Arachnida; Ixodida; Ixodidae. The record is from RefSeq and is a predicted model, not a curated record.
CCGCAUGGCGUUCACGCUAGGUGCCCUGUGCCGCUGAGGCAGCACUGCUCCUUGACGAAGUUUGCUUAGUGCAAGCAUGGAGCCUCGGUUUCCAGGCUUUCCGACGGUUUGGGAGCCGUACACGGUAGACCGACUGGUUGAUUUGGCUGGUCGGCAGUGCCUGCAGCAACUGUCUCAGCUUGUGGCUGUGGGGCCAGAACUCAGGCUUCCGGCCCCAUUAUGCGAACGCCUGCUGAAGCUGGCCGGGGAUGACGAUUAUCCAGCCUGUGCCUCUGCCUGGUGUUCGCUUAUUGAGCUCCUGGUGAUGGCGCCCGAUCGUACCCGCUUGGAGAGGCUGCGGGUGCCACCGAACCGGCCCUUGAGUGAUGAAGAACUCGCGGCCCUAGCCGUAACGCACCCACUGCGGGACUUGGAUCUUGGGAAGUGCACAGGCCUGACACCUCGAGUCCUUCCACUGCUGGCACAGGGCCAAGCAAUCUCGACAGGGACGCUACAGUCACUGACCUUGCCUCUGAACCUGCUACAGCUGGAUGCCAGGUGGGUAUUCAUGCAAGAAAACAGCAGUGGAUGUUCUAAAGCCAUUUAUGGCACACACGUUGGACAUUCGUGACAGAUUCCAGCUUGACAUCGACU